AUGCCUCCGCUAGCCCAGCUGUGCGCACUCGCGCUGCAGUACCGCUGUGACCUGAGCCAAGAGAUGGACCAGAACAUCCGCUCGUGCUUUCACAGCAGCCGCGUCCCCAGUAUCUCUCUCUGGGACUACGUACGACGCUUUGCCAAGUACUCUGUCUGCAGCGAGGAGUGCUUUAUCUUAGCCAUGGUUCUGAUGGAUCGGUAUGUCUGCAAGACCAAAAUUCCUAUCACCCUUCGCAACGUACAUCGGCUCUACAUCACCGCCAUGACGCUGAGUGUGAAGCUGCGUGACGACUCCUAUUACAGCAAUGCCUACUACGCCAGUAUUGGGGGCGUGGUGAAUGCGGAACUAAAUGUGCUGGAGUUAGAGUUGCUCGAUAUUGUGCAGUGGUUCACGUGGGUGGAGAAGUCCGUGUACGAUGCUUACGUAGCUCGGCUAGAGGUACUCUUCGGCGAUGCGAUGCCGAAGCGAUUGGUAGCAUCACCGACUAAGUAG
Molecule: messenger RNA, 495 nt
Organism: Leishmania mexicana MHOM/GT/2001/U1103
Lineage: Eukaryota; Euglenozoa; Kinetoplastea; Trypanosomatida; Trypanosomatidae
Product: putative CYC2-like cyclin
Exons: 1
Coding region: 1-495 (164 amino acids)
Biological process (GO): regulation of cyclin-dependent protein serine/threonine kinase activity
Molecular function (GO): protein kinase binding
Source: RefSeq, a predicted model, not a curated record